Messenger RNA from Strigops habroptila (Kakapo), 3401 nucleotides. It is a transcript of the gene ARSJ, whose product is annotated as arylsulfatase family member J. Lineage: Eukaryota; Metazoa; Chordata; Aves; Psittaciformes; Psittacidae. The transcript has 2 exons. The coding region runs from base 440 to 2218 and encodes 592 amino acids. The record is from RefSeq and is a predicted model, not a curated record.
AGCGCCGGAGGGGGCGGGCGGAGGGAGGUGGCACGUCCCGUCCGUCCGGGCCGGACCCGUCCCGUCCCGCUCCGCGGCCGCGCUGCGCCGGGGCGCCCUGGCUCGCCCCGCCAUGGGCACCGGCCCCGGGACGGGCAGGCAGCGGCGCCCCGGCGCGGGACCGGGGGCGGGCCGAGGAUGCUGUGAGCCCCCGCGGGGCCCUGCCCACCCGGCCGGCACCGGCUCCAGCACCGGCACCGGGCGGCAGCGGCUGAGGUUGCUGAAGAUGGUGGUGGCCGCGGUGAGCGGCGGGGCUCCUCCCCUCGGCCCUGGCCGGCGGGACCCCUGAGGGUCCGUGCCCCGCCUCGGCGUCUGGCUCCGUUUGUGGGAGGUUUUGGUUUUCUUUUUAUUGUUAUUAUUGUUUUUCUGUGGUGUGUGGCUCUCGCUGCAGCCGAGGUGGAUGGCCCGCGGUGGGUGCAGCUGGCCUCGCUGCCUCUGCAAGGGGAAGAUGGUGGGGGUGGGGGUGCUGGCCGGGAUCUCGGUGCUCAGCAUCCUCACCUACGGCUACCUGGCCUGGGACAGCCUCGGACUCGGCCUCGGAGAGACGGAGGCAGCGAGGGCCGGGCUGGGCGAGGAGCCGGGGGUCGGCGCCCCCAGCUCGCAGCCACACAUCAUCUUCAUCCUGGCUGAUGAUCAGGGCUUCAGAGACGUGGGGUACCACGGAUCCGAGAUCAGGACGCCCACCCUUGACAAGCUAGCUGCUGAAGGGGUUAAACUGGAGAACUAUUAUGUUCAGCCGAUGUGCACACCGUCCAGAAGUCAAUUUAUCACUGGAAAGUACCAGAUACACACCGGCCUUCAGCACUCCAUUAUACGGCCAACCCAGCCCAACUGCUUACCUCUGGAUAACGUCACGCUACCUCAGAAGCUGAAGGAGGUUGGUUAUUCAACGCACAUGGUUGGCAAAUGGCACUUGGGGUUUUAUCGCAGAGAAUGCAUGCCCACGCAGAGAGGAUUUGACACUUUCUUCGGCUCCCUCUUAGGCAGCGGCGACUAUUACACCCACUUCAAAUGUGACAGCCCUGGGAUAUGUGGCUAUGACCUGUACGAGAAUGACAACGCAGCUUGGGAUCACGACAACGGCAUCUACUCCACACAGAUGUACACACAGAAAGUACAACAAAUCUUAGCUUCUCAUAACCCCAGGAGACCUAUAUUCCUUUAUAUUGCUUACCAAGCUGUUCAUUCGCCUUUGCAGGCACCAGGCAAGUAUUUUGAACAUUAUCGAUCGAUAAAUAACAUCAAUAGGCGAAGAUAUGCUGCGAUGCUGGCUUGUUUGGAUGAAGCCAUAAACAAUGUAACCCUUGCUUUAAAGCAGUAUGGCUACUAUGAGAAUAGCAUUAUCAUAUAUUCUUCAGAUAAUGGUGGGCAGCCAAUGGCUGGAGGAAGCAACUGGCCUCUCCGAGGGAGCAAAGGGACCUAUUGGGAAGGAGGCAUCCGUGCUGUUGGGUUUGUCCAUAGUCCCCUUCUGAAAAACAAAGGAUCUGUUUGUAAGGAGCUUGUGCACAUCACAGACUGGUUCCCAACUUUGAUCACCCUGGCAGAAGGGCAGAUCGAUGAAGAUAUCCAGCUGGAUGGUUAUGAUAUAUGGGAAACCAUUAGUGAAGGCAGACGUUCUCCACGGGUAGACAUCCUGCACAACAUUGACCCAAUUUACACCAAAGCCAAAAAUGGGUCGUGGGCAGCUGGCUAUGGGAUCUGGAACACUGCAAUUCAGUCUGCCAUCAGAGUGAAUCAUUGGAAACUACUGACAGGAAAUCCAGGAUACAGCGACUGGGUACCUCCGCAGGCCUUCAGUAACGCGGGCCCCAACCGCUGGCACAAUGAACGUGUUUCUUGGUCAGCUGGCAAAACUGUGUGGCUCUUCAACAUCACCGCUGAUCCGUACGAACGAGUGGACCUCUCUGCAAGGUAUCCAGAUGUAGUGAAGCAGUUGCUGCGGAGGCUUUCACAGUUCAAUAAGACGGCAGUUCCUGUUCGAUACCCACCGAAGGACCCUCGGAGUAACCCAAAGCUGAAUGGAGGAGUCUGGGGUCCGUGGUUUAAGGAGGAUGAGAAGAAAAAGAAAGCUGAUAAAAGUAAAGGUGUGAAUAAGCAAAAGAAGAACAAGAACAAGAAAAAAACAAAUCAGAAAAAAGGACAGUCAUUACAUUGCCGUUCACAUCUGGCUGGUGGAUAGACUCUAAGCACGCUCUUUUGCUAAGUCUAAGUCAGCUUAGCCAAACUUCUUGAACUUCAUACAGAAUAUACUAGAAAUGCUAGCUCUGCACUACAGAUGAAGGUUGUCAUCUUUAAUUUUGUUCUCUGAUUUCACCAGCACAGGAUAUCUCAACACUUUGCCUUAAGUGUACGUACAUGUCCACAUGACAAACUUUCUUCUCUACAGGAUGAGUGGUGCUUGCCCAUCGCAGCUACAUUCCAGAUAACAACGGCAGUAACAUCUCAUUUCUGAAAGCUAAUUUUUGAUGGACAAAUGGCAGUUUCUCGCCUAAAUUAGUUGGAAUAUUUGGAGAUGUGGAGAUGUUAAUGGCAGAUGUUUUCCAACUGACAGAUGAUUCCUAGAAAGGGAGAACAAAACUUGAGAACCAAUGUGGGUCAGAAAGUGUUAGUCACCAAGCCAUUACCUUCUUUGAUACAACACAGCAAAAACCUGAAGCCACCAGAGUAAAUUUUUGGAGGUGCUGGGGAGGGGGCCACGAUGAGAGGAAAGCUGCUUUGAAUUAGACUUUGUCUGUCUUACAUAAAUCAGAAAUAUUUUUUAAAUGCCCUAGGUGUGCUAAGUUCCCCCCAUUUGUAGUAAAACCAGAAGGUUGUUAUUUAACACACAUGAACAGGUAGCACGUGCCAUGUAUAAUUUAUUAUAGGCAUAGAGAAAAACACAUCACCAAAGUGAAUGUAAUAUUUAAACACUUUAAGAUAACUAUACAGCAAUAUGUAAAAGACAUAAUUUAUUUUACAGCACAAUACUUAUUUCUCCUCCAUUAAAACUUUAAUUACUGGCUGAUGCAAGGUACCCCUUUGGGUGCUAGGGUUGUUUGGGUUUUUUUCCUUUUAUUUUUAAUUUUAUUUCCACUCUAUCAUUCAGAGUUUUUAUUUAAGAGAUCCAUAUCCUCAGAGUACUGUAAAACAAGAAAAUACUGUAUACACUGCUAGGACGAGAAAGGAGAAUGAUUCAGGUGCAUCAUUUCAUUAUGUAUUUGCCUCCAAUUAUUUUGAAUGUAACAAAGUGAUUAUUUAAUUUAGUAGUCACAUGAAUAUUGUUCAGUUUCUGUACAGAAGCUAGGCUAUCUUCAUGUUUGGGGGAAAAUUCUACUUUAAACGUUUUAUUUAUGUAUCUAUUAAAACAGUUUAUUUUUAUGGCA